Formica exsecta is the source of this 2396-nucleotide messenger RNA. Its product is annotated as replication protein A 70 kDa DNA-binding subunit-like. Gene Ontology annotation, molecular function: damaged DNA binding; single-stranded telomeric DNA binding. Lineage: Eukaryota; Metazoa; Arthropoda; Insecta; Hymenoptera; Formicidae. Gene Ontology annotation, cellular component: DNA replication factor A complex; nucleus. Gene Ontology annotation, biological process: DNA replication; telomere maintenance via telomerase; meiotic cell cycle. The record is from RefSeq and is a predicted model, not a curated record. The coding region runs from base 353 to 2158 and encodes 601 amino acids. The transcript is spliced from 13 exons.
CAACUGUUGACCAUUUUAUUUUAAGCAUGCGCUUUGUACAUUUGUGUCGUAUAUUGUAUACUUUGUAAAAGAAAGUAGAAGAUAUCUCUCCCCUCCCCUCCCUCCAUGUCUUUCUCCCAUUUCUCUGGCCGCUCAUGCGUGAAAGAUCCGGCUGGAAUAUCAACAACUGCGCGCAAAUCAACGAAAAGAUCAAAGAUCAAACAAAGCAAUUCAGAGAGUACUAGAAGAAUGGUGGACGUGGACAACAAAACAUAUGUAAUCAGUUGUAAAGACCGAAUGUUUUUUUUUGUUUAACGAGGGAUCUGUCAAGAUUUUCGGCUGCGUUAAGAAUAAUCCGGAAUAAUUUGCAAUCAUGUAUAAUCUAACUGAAGGAGCAUUAGAUAAAAUCAUGAAUGGUAUAGACGUCAAGAAACCGGUGCUUCAAAUAUUGGGUUAUAAAAAAAUACCAAGAUCCACUAAUACAGAUGAUCGAUAUAGAUUACUUCUAUCUGAUGGACAUAGAUUAAAUUCAUUUACAAUGUUGAUUACUCAGUUAAAUAACUUGAUAACAAAUAAUACUUUGACUGAAUAUUCAAUCUGCAAAAUAUUAAAUUAUGCCUUAACUUCAGUUAACAAUAAUGGAAAGGAAAGAUGUAUAAUGCUAAUAGUUGAUAUUGAGGUGCUAGUUCCUGGCAGUGAUGUUGGCUACAAAAUAGGCAACCCAAUUAAAACUGAUGACAAAUCACAGCCUGAAUGUCUAAAUACAUCUAAUACAUCUACAUCUACAUCUUACCAAACUAAUAAUAAUGAUACAACAAAAAAAAAAAUUUUAGAUCAUCAUACCUCUUCUGAUAUAUCAACUAUACCAAUCGCAGCGUUAAGUCCUUACCAAAAUAGGUGGGUGAUCAAGGCUCGAGUGACAAAUAAAUCUGACAUCAGGACGUGGAGCAAUUCUCGUGGAGAAGGUAAAUUGUUCUUCAUGAAUCUAAUCGAUGAAAGCGGUGAAAUUCGAUGUACUGCGUUCAAAAAUCAAUGCGAUAGAUUCUACGACUUGAUAGAAGCUGGUAAUGUGUAUUAUAUUUCGCGAUGUAAAUUGAAAACGGCAAAUAAACAGUACAGCACAUUGAAAAAUGAUUAUGAGAUGACAAUGAGUGAUGAUACAGAGAUUUUGCCAUGUUAUGAAAACAGUGAUAAAAUACCGAUGCUGCAAUUUAAUUUUUGUCCAAUAAGUUGGAUAGAAAACAAGGAGCAAAAUGAUAUGAUUGAUGUCUUGGGCGUUGUUACAACAUUUAACGAUGUGCAACAUGUUGUACAGCGAACUACUGGUAGAGAACUUGUCAAGAGAGACGUCAAUAUCAUGGACGAUAGUGGUGCGAUGAUAUGUGUCACAUUAUGGGAAAAACAAGCUGAAAACUUUAAUGGUUCUAAUAAUCCAAUCCUAGCUAUCAAGGGAGCGCGUGUUGGCGAAUUUAAUGGCGGAAAAAAUUUGUCUCUCAUAAAUUCAUCCGUACUUGAAAAAGAUCCGGACAUAUCAGAAGCACAUAAUUUGCGCAGAUGGUACACUGCAACAAGUCAUUUGGAGAAUGUUAAAUCGUUGUCUAAACCAAAUGCAGGCGAUUUCAACGUGCCAUUGUACACUUUCCAGGAAGCGACUGAAACACGAUUGGGAGAAAGAUUAAAUCUUGCAGACUCAUAUAAAGUUGUGGCGACUAUUAAUUUAAUUCGCAUGGAAAAUUCUAUCUAUAAGGCAUGUCCCAUAGAUAUUUGCAAAAAGAAGCUGAUUGAUCAAUCUACCGGAAUGUUUAGAUGCGAGAAGUGUAAUAAAGAUUAUCCGAAUUUCGUUUAUCGCUUGCUGGCAAGUAUGAACAUAGCAGACUCAACAGGCAAUCGCUGGAUAGUUGCUUUCAAUGAAGAUGCCGAAAAGAUAUUGGGCAUGUCGGCACAAGAAUUGGGAGAAUUGAAAGAAAAGGAUAAUGAUGCUUAUAUGCAGAAAUUAAACGAGGCGAAUUUCAAGAGGUUCACAUUCACUUUGAGGGUAAAAUCGGAAGUUUUUCAGGAUGAGAUGAGAAUGAAACACACUUGUGCAUCGAUUGUACCAUUAAAUUAUAAAACUCAUUUGACACAUUUGAUAGAUAAAGUUUCCAAGCUGAUACAUAUUAAGAAAUUGGAAUCUGACUAAAGAAGAUUUCAUAUAUUUUGAUAAAAAAUAUGAUAAGUUUAUGUUUGAAACUUAUUGAUUUUAUUGUGCAAUACUUUAAACAUUGAUUGUGUUUUUUUAAGGCAUUUUCUCUUUUAUUUGAAUCGUGCCUAUUAAUCGUGUGUUAAAAUAUUUUCAAUGCAAACGAGGAAACUGAAUGUAAAAUGUAAAAUGAUUUAUAUCCAGAGAGAGAUUGAAUUAAAAUAUUUAUAAAUUGUAU